Messenger RNA from Salvia miltiorrhiza (redroot sage), 3064 nucleotides. Its product is annotated as phosphatidylinositol-3-phosphatase myotubularin-1. Lineage: Eukaryota; Viridiplantae; Streptophyta; Magnoliopsida; Lamiales; Lamiaceae. Gene Ontology annotation, biological process: dephosphorylation. The transcript is spliced from 19 exons. The record is from RefSeq and is a predicted model, not a curated record. Bases 165 to 2714 code for a protein of 849 amino acids. Gene Ontology annotation, molecular function: phosphatase activity.
AACUCAUAAUUUUGGAAUAAUCCUUUUGUCAAUUUGUGAGCAGCUCCCAUCAAUUUCAGCCAUUUCCCCCUCAGAUAAUAUUCCAGUCUUGAAAAGAAGAAAUUAAAGCUAAAGGUUCUUUUUUUUUUUUUUUUUUUUUCAAUUCGAUUCGUAUAUGCAACCGAAUGUCUAUGCCGCGAACGAGGUCCGGGCGAACGACGCCGCUCCGUGAAUUGGAGCAGGAGAGAAUCGAGGGCGCCGGAAUCUUCGACGCCAUCGAAUGGACCAAAAUUGAUCAAGUUACGAGUUCGAGGCCUCUUCCGCAGGGAGUGCAGCUGUUAUUGCUUGAAGCGGAGUUUGUCAUAGUAGAGGGACGUGGCGUUGUUCUUGUGAACACUGAUGAGGCAGGAGCUUUAUACGUAACAAAUUUUCGUCUUCUUUUCUUGAGCGAGGGAUCUACAAGCGUAAUAGGACUUGGCACUAUACCGUUGGCAGCAAUUGAGAAGUUCAGCAAAACUGGUAUGAAGCUGCCAUCAGCUCCCAGGCAGAUUGAUAAGAAUCCAUCUCAACGAUUGCUUCAGGUCAUUGGUAAAGAUAUGAGAAUUAUUGUCUUUGGCUUUCGGCCUCGGACGAAACUGAGGCGUGCUGUAUAUGAUGCUCUAUCAAGGUGGACAAGGCCAGCUAGACUUUGGGAUCUCUAUGCUUUUGCUGUUGGAUCGUCAAGAUACAGUAACAGGAACCCUAAGGUGCGGUUAUUGAAUGAGUAUUUCCGGCUUCUUGGGCUAGGAUCAUACCGUGCUUCCUCUAGAACAAUUGAAGAUGAAUCAUUCACACUGUCCAAUGAAUGGUGGAGAAUAAGCAAUGUGAACUCUAACUAUACAAUGUGUCCAACCUAUCCAUUUGCCUUGCUUAUUCCAAACUCCAUCAGCGAUGUUGAGAUACAGCAGGCUUGUACCUUCCGUGCAAGGUGUAGAUUGCCUGUAAUUUCCUGGUGUAACCCAGGGACUGGAGCUGUCCUUGCGCGGUCUUCACAACCAUUGGUUGGCCUCAUGAUGAACAUGAGAAGCAAUGCUGAUGAGAAACUAGUUGCCGCACUUUGGACUCAACUUUCUGGAGUAAGGGAACGCCGGAGGAAGCUAUAUAUAGCUGAUGCAAGGCCUAGGAAAAAUGCAUUGGCAAAUGGUGCAAUGGGCGGUGGGUCAGAGUCCUCCGCCAACUACUCUCAAUCUGAGAUCGUCUUCUUUGGUAUAGACAAUAUACAUGCAAUGCGCGAGAGUCUUGCGCGGCUUAGAGACUAUGUUGAUACUCAUGGUGCCAAGUCGUCCGAUGGAAUGUCUUCAUUUUUGAGGCAUGGUGGAUGGACUUGGGGAGGAGGAAAUCUCAGCAGUAUGUCUGCUUCAGUCUCAACUCUGGGGGACAGCGGUUGGUUGAUUCACGUUCAGAGCGUCUUGGCUGGCUCAGCAUGGAUUGCUGCUCGCGUUGCUCUAGAAUCAGCUACAGUGCUAGUUCAUUGUAGUGAUGGAUGGGAUAGAACAACUCAGUUGGUUUCUCUUGCAAGUCUGUUGCUUGAUCCAUACUACCGGACGUUCAAAGGUUUCCAGGCUCUUGUAGAAAAAGAUUGGCUUGCAUUUGGUCAUCCAUUUUCGGAUCGUCUGGGACUGCCUACUGUAUCUGGAAGUGAAAGCAUUCCUGAAUUUACACGACAGGCAUCUACCGGGAGUUUAACUUCAUCUCCAAGUCGCCAAUCAUCCUCAUCCCAGUCUGCUUCUUCUCAUGCACAAAAUAAUUGUUCACCUAUCUUUCUGCAGUGGGUCGAUUGUGUUUCCCAACUGCUACGAAUGUAUCCCUUCGCCUUUGAGUUCUCUUCGGUGUUCCUGGUAGAUUUAUUAGACUGUGUUCUUUCCUGCCGUUUUGGAAACUUUUUCUGCAACAGUGAGAAAGAAAGGCAGCAAGCUGGUAUUUAUGAUGCAUGUGGGUGCUUGUGGGUGUAUUUAGCUGAUUUGCGGGCUUCAGAUAGAUUUUCUGAUCAUUAUAACCACUUCUACGACGCAUCAAAGUUUCAAGGUCCAUUAUUACCUCCAGCUGCAGCUUUAGCACCAACACUUUGGCCUCAGUUCCACCUUCGAUGGGCUUGUCCAUCAGAAGCCCAAGCUGGGGAGAUCGAAGCACACUGUAGAAACAUGGCUGAGAAAAUAUCUGAAUUACAGAAGGCAAAAGAUUUAGCAGAGGCAAAACUUAAAGAAACAACAACAGCUGUGGAAUCUUUGACAGAUGAGUUGCGAAACGAGAAGCUCAGCAGCAGCUCGGCGAGGGAUUGGGCUAGGAGUGCCAACAAGGAAAAUGUUGCAAUAAAGCGGGCGAUACAAUCACUUGGGUGCAAGGUUCAGUUUUCUGAAGACAGUGAUUGCAUUGUUAGCAUCGAAAACAUCGGAACAGAGAUUCCUCAAAAGUCUCUCUUUUCCAUUGCGGAUAUGCAGUCUAGUUUGUACAUGCGGAGUGAUGAGAAACCAGAUAGUCCCGUGUAUGUUGCUCGUGAUGAAGAUGAAGAAGAUGAUUCCACCAAUCCUAUAAACCGGGUAUGUGAAUCUUUAUGCCCUCUACGCACCCGAGAUGGAGGCUGUAGGUGGCCUGAUGCUGGCUGUGCCCAAUUCGGGAGUCAAUUUGUUGGUUUGAAGGCGAACUUUGAUGCUUUCGACCGGCUUUCUAUAUACGACAGCUAUUUUGAGUCACAGUAGAAGCUUUAGAGUUUGUUACCAGAAAUUUUUGUGAAACAAAAAUUUUAAACAGAAAAGAUGGACCCUCACAUUCAACAUGGGUCUUCGGGAGUGUAUAUACAUAGCAAACAGAGUUAGCGCCAGUCGGGCCUCGAUUUCCAGCGAUCCACGGAGGUAGCACAAGGCAAGUUCCUUCUCUUCAACUUACUCAUGCCAUUGGUCAGGUAGUAUGUAGCAUUCUGGUGUAUAGAAUCCUAAACUAUUAGAUAUAGCUCUAAUUUUUUGCUAUCCUUUAGAUGAAUAAAUGCAUUUAGUCAUUGUAAUACUUAACUAAGAUCAAUAAUAUAAUAAAUUGAAAUUCUUGGGGGUAC